Molecule: messenger RNA, 567 nt
Organism: Penicillium waksmanii
Lineage: Eukaryota; Fungi; Ascomycota; Eurotiomycetes; Eurotiales; Aspergillaceae
Exons: 2
Coding region: 1-567 (188 amino acids)
Molecular function (GO): oxidoreductase activity, acting on NAD(P)H
Source: RefSeq, a predicted model, not a curated record
AUGGCCACAGGAAAUGCCCUUGUGAUUCGUGUGCCCGAAGGGAAAUCUCCUCAAUUAGUCCAAGAACAGCUUCCCAUUCCCUUUCCCGGCGCCGGCCAAGUGCAGGUCAAGGUGUCGCACGUGGCACAGAAUCCGACAGAUGGUGGGAUCCUCUGCCCUAUACAGAGGUCACACCCAACCUUCAACAUGUUUUUGAUACCAUCGGAAUUGCCAACUCCUCGUCUCUUUCCUCUCGGGCAUUUUGGUGACCGCGAGGGGAAUCUCUGCACCGUCAGACCCGGAAAGGCAAACACGGAGCACGUUACUACUAAUACACGAGUGACUGACAUGUUAGUAUGGACUGCAUUCCUGAAGGAUCACCGUUAUGCCCAUUUCCAUUGGCCGGCUUCGAAGGAAGACCACGAGCUUGCUAGUGACUUAUUCAAUAGCUUGUCCACCUGGCUGGAACAGGGCAAAAUCAAGCCGAACCGGCCAAAGGUACUCCAUGGCUUGGGGUCUGUAACUCAAGGGUUUCAGGAAUACCGGGAUGGUACGAUAUCUGCGUAUAAGAUUGUGUAUGAGCUGUGA